This is a messenger RNA of Emiliania huxleyi CCMP1516, 941 nucleotides long. RefSeq lists its product as hypothetical. The coding region runs from base 38 to 937 and encodes 299 amino acids. Lineage: Eukaryota; Haptophyta; Isochrysidales; Noelaerhabdaceae. The transcript has 2 exons. The record is from RefSeq and is a predicted model, not a curated record. Gene Ontology annotation, biological process: proteolysis.
CUCUCUCCACGAAUCUCUUCGGAGGAAGGCCUGGUCGAUGGCCACGCCGUCCUGCUCCAUCGUCGUGACGGGCUUCGGCCCGUUCGCCGACGUCGAAGAGAACCCAACCGACUGGCUCGCGAGAGAGCUCGCCAGCGGCGCUGACGGCUGGCGGCUUCCGCACGGCGUCCCGCUCCGCUCGGCAGUGCUCGAGGUUUCGACCGAGGAUGUCGACGCGCAGCUGCAGCGGCUGCACAGCGGCGACGACUCCUCCGGCUGCGUCAUCUACGUGCACCUUGGCGUCGACGCGAGAGGGCGCGGCUUUGCACUCGAGCGCACCGGCGUCAACACAACGCAUUUCGUGUACCUGUACCUGUGCAACUACACGCUGUACGAGUCGCUGCGGCUCUCGCACGCGCACAACAACAGCUCGGGCGCGCAGAGCACGCAGAGUCGGCACACCGCCCUGUUUGUCCACGUGCCUCCCUUCGAGGCGGUGCCGCGCCGCCGCCAGCUGGCGCUGCUGCAGCACCUGCUCGCCGAGCUGGCGGACGAGGCGCACCGCGGCGGCGGCGCGGCGAUGCUGCCCGCGUGCGGCGGGGCGGUGGAAGAGCUGAGCGAGGGCGAGCUGCUUCGCGCCGCGGCGGCGGCGGCUGCGCGCGGCGGCGGCGUGGCGGGGACGGCGGGCUCGCUGGGCGAAGACGACGAGGCGCGUUUGGACCAGGGCAGAGGCGAGGGCGGCGAGGGCGGCGCGGCUGCGGUGGGCGGUGCGGCGGUGCGGCGGUGCGGCGGCGUGGUCCCGAUCGGGGAGGCGGAGGAGGGCACCGUGGCGGUGGGCGAGGUGGAGGGAGUCGAAGUCCGGCUGUGGCACGAACACAAGUGGUUGUGCGCGAUAAAAGCGGUAUGCGGCGUUCUCCGUUCCCAUCACCUCUCUCCCGAGAGAGAGAGAGAUUUUUAGCAAU